Molecule: messenger RNA, 289 nt
Organism: Meloidogyne enterolobii
Lineage: Eukaryota; Metazoa; Nematoda; Chromadorea; Rhabditida; Meloidogynidae
Source: the annotation of a GenBank genome assembly
AUUUGCAUCAAUGAAGAUACUGCCCUCGGGUAGCAAAUCCUGUAAAGACUCAACUAUUAAUUCUCUAAGCAGAUGUGAAAAAUCAGAAAAAACUCGAAUUAAAAAUAAAGAUAAACCUAAAAUUGAAAAUAUCAAAAUAGACACAGUUGAAAAUAAAACAUUAAAAACCACAAAUUGGGAAGGAAUGGGUCCAAAACUUUUUAAAUUUUUAUUAAAUAUAUGCAUGCUGGCAUUGAUAAUUUUGCCAGUCUUUUCUGAAAAUAUUUCUUAUACACCCAAACACCAAUGA